ACCCAUGCUACCCAUAAGUUACAGUCAGAACGGCUGAAGCUUACAGUCAAACCAGUUCAUGCGCACGGGGAAAAUGUGAUAACACGAAUCAAGAGAAUAUGAAGAAUCAUGGCUGGAUUUUUUGAUGAAGAUUCUCCUCAUGGAAAAGUCAAACGAGUCAUGUGGUUCAAAUACCUUCAGGCUUUUAUCGCAAAGACGCAACAAUCGACAAGCGUAGACAAGACCAUUAUAUGUGAUGUGUUUGCAGGGACUGGAGUUUACGAGAAUAAUUGGAGCACAACCUUUACAGAUUAUGGUUCCCCACUGAUUGCACUGCGAGCAGCAAUUGGGUAUUUUGUACACAGAAAUAACUUGCCAAAUACCUUCAAGCCAAUUCUUGAUGCCAAUCCAGAUUACACCGAAGACGAAACCUUAAUCCUGAAGGAGUAUAAAAUCGAUUUAUAUUUUGUGGAAAAAGAUGGAAACAAAUACGAAUCUCUCGUCAAUAACAUAAUAUUAUUUUUCAAUUUUCAUGGCAUUAAUGUCAUUAAAUUACCAGCCCCUAACCGAGCGUGUGUUUCAAGCAUGGAUGAGGAUUUUCCUAUUCGUUGUUACAUAUUUAACUGCGAGUUUGUAGAGUUUACUGCACCAGAUGUACCCGACAACGCACGCAUGGUAACCUUCAUCGACCCGUUUGGAUUUGCAAUGAUUCCAUGGCAAAAAGUCUCUGAUUUCGUUGGAGAACACAAGGAACUUUACAUCACCCUAAUGACAUCCUUCAUGCACAGGUUUUUCACCCAGAAUCGCGAUAGAAUAGGCGAGGUUUUUGGGAUGGAACCCGAGGUUCUAGAGAUCUUAAGAAUUGAAGACGAAAGUCAUUUUGUGGAUACAUUGGCCGACUUGUACGUUGAAAAGCUCGGCGAAAGUAGCGACCAUGCACUUACAUUUGAAAUGAGGGACAUAAGGAAUAGGAGACUGUACCAUUUGAUUUUUGCUACAAGCCACAUCGAAGGGUUAAAGUCAAUGAAAAAAUCGUUCAACCGAGGUACCCAAGAGCAAAAUACAUUCUCUCUCUCUGACUUCAAGAUCUUAAGGAAAAACAUUCCUUUAAAUCUUGGAAAUCAACAAACUCCCGAAGAAGUUGCAAAAGUCAUUUUUGAUAAAUUCAAAGGUGAACAGGUUAGAAUCAGCAAGGUUGAAAGGUUUGUAUGGCUUGAUACACCAUAUGUGUACUUAAAGGAACCACUGGCCAACUUGGAGACGGAAGGAAAAAUUGUGAAAGUCGUUGGCAAAAACUCUGAAAAACGAAAUAGGCGAAAUACAUUUCCUGAUCAUACUGAAUGGUUAAUAACUUUUGCUUCCGUCCAACCUCGGGAAUAGUUUAGAGCAAUUUAGUGACAGGUGAUUUUAUUUUCAUCUUUCACAUUUAUCUAAAUUGAGCUCCCUCCGUGGCACCAGUAAUAGUUUACGCAUGCACACCCGGAGAGGUGGGGCACUCAUUUACGAGCCAGAGGCAUUCAACUCUAAAGUCCAAAGAAAAUUAGAAAGAUGUCCACGUUCUCGUAUGAAUCCAUUAAGAGUUUCUCUGCACUGUCAGUAAAUCAAAUAUUGCCAAGAAUUUGUGAAAAACAGUCAUUUGCACUGUUUUAGCCUCGUAUAAAAGGAAAACGUUUACAAAACUCAACUCCAAUGUAAAGAAUGUGCAUGCAAGUUGAACAAUAGGACGUUUGCAUGAUGACGUCAUUUUAAAAACUACUACUACCAAAAUGCAUUGCGAAUUUUCUUUCUUAUUCUAAUUUUUAUUUCCUAGCUCACGAGAAUAAUUAGUAUGACUAACUAUAUAGUUGUAAAAUAGUUUAGUUUUGAAAUAAAUGGAAUAAAAAUGUUGAUAAAUCUGUUA
Messenger RNA from Actinia tenebrosa (Australian red waratah sea anemone), 1879 nucleotides. RefSeq lists its product as uncharacterized. The record is from RefSeq and is a predicted model, not a curated record. Lineage: Eukaryota; Metazoa; Cnidaria; Anthozoa; Actiniaria; Actiniidae.